UUAGUUACUUAGGUUUUUAUUUUGUUGUUGUUAUAAAGGAACAGGGAAUACCUGCGUUUAUGUGUCUAGAAGAUCUUAACCUGUGAAAACAUUACAAAGGAAUAUUAAGAUAACUUAUUUUGUUAGUAAGGUUAUGCUGAAUACUCAGUGACUCAAAAUGAAGGACAUGAAUGGAGGAGAGAUCACAAAACAUGAUGAGGACCAGUACCUGGAUCAUAUCAGACUUAUCUUGGACCGUGGUGUCAAGAAGUGUGACCGCACUGGAGUGGGCACUCUCUCUGUGUUUGGUGCCCAGAUGAGAUACAACCUACGAGACGGAGUGUUCCCUUUGCUGACCACCAAACGGGUGUUUUGGAGAGGAGUGGUGGAGGAACUGCUGUGGUUCAUCAGGGGAUCGACAAAUGCCAAGGAACUGUCGGAGAAACAAGUUAAGAUUUGGGACCCCAAUAGCACUCGAGAAUACUUGGAUUCCAUUGGUUUGACAGAUCGAGUAGAAGGAGACCUAGGUCCGGUGUAUGGGUUCCAGUGGCGACACUUCGGAGCUGAGUACAAGGAUAUGUUCUCAGACUACACAGGCCAAGGAGUUGACCAACUGAAGAAUGUGAUUGAGACGUUGAAAAACAACCCAGAUGAUCGGCGGAUAAUAAUGUGUGCAUGGAAUCCGUUAGAUCUGCCCAAGAUGGCGCUACCUCCUUGCCACUGUCUGGCUCAGUUCUACGUAGCCAAUGGGGAACUGAGCUGUCAGCUGUAUCAGCGGUCGGCGGAUAUGGGGCUUGGCGUACCUUUCAACAUCGCCAGCUACGCCCUUCUUACCUACAUGAUAGCACAUGUCACUGGGCUCAAGCCAGGAGAGUUUGUGCACACGCUGGGAGACAGCCACGUCUACUUAAACCACCAAAACGCACUACGUGUACAGCUGACUCGUACCCCUCGCCCCUUCCCCUCACUGACCAUCCGACGAAAGGUCAACAACAUUGAGAAGUUCACUUACCAAGACUUUCUGCUAGACAACUACAACCCACACCCGAAAAUUGAAAUGGAAAUGGCUGUCUAGUGUUUAAAUCAUUGUACUACUUGAAAUUUGACAGAGGCCUUACAUUAGUGGCCUGACAAAGUAUGACAUAAACAAUUAAACUUAAGGUACGUUUAACUACAAAUUUUGACAUAAUUGAAAUUGAGGUUUUUAAAAUUUAAUUGAGGUAGGCCUACUCAUUUUCAUACAUAACAAGAUUUUGUCUAGUGAAUUAUUUAAGUGUUUUAAUUUUAUGUAUGACUUGUGACAUGAGACAGUCAUGUAUAUACAGUACUAAUUUUGGACUGUGAGAAUAAAAAUAUAACUUAAAAUAUUUAUUAUUUACAACACUAUUUAACAACUUACUUUAGCAUUAAGUAUUCCAAGGGUGCAUAGCAAGUUCCCUUUUUACAUAUUAUUCUUAUUAAAUAAUCCUGGAAAAGAUUUCACUAAAUAUCUCUUGUGAUUUUAGCAUUUUUGUCAAAACCACUAACAUAUUUAAAACUAUUUUUAUUACAAAGGCUGUGACAAUAACAAAUUUUUGCUCUUUCAGUAGCAUUGUUUGCUUUAUAUGAGUCUUGUUGACCGUCGAGUUACGUAAAGUUGUUUUGUAAACCAAAAUAGUUUUAUCGAUAUGUGUGUUUUUAAAGUUUGAGAUUUGUGAUUUUAUCUGUAUUAUAAGUGUGUUUUUAAGCUACUUAAAAACUACUCUUUAAGGAAGAAUUUUUAAUAAAAAUAUAAACAUUA
Macrosteles quadrilineatus (aster leafhopper) is the source of this 1759-nucleotide messenger RNA. RefSeq names its product thymidylate synthase-like. The transcript is spliced from 5 exons. Gene Ontology annotation, molecular function: thymidylate synthase activity. The record is from RefSeq and is a predicted model, not a curated record. Gene Ontology annotation, cellular component: cytosol; mitochondrion. Lineage: Eukaryota; Metazoa; Arthropoda; Insecta; Hemiptera; Cicadellidae. The coding region runs from base 158 to 1054 and encodes 298 amino acids. Gene Ontology annotation, biological process: dTMP biosynthetic process.